Xylaria bambusicola is the source of this 375-nucleotide messenger RNA. RefSeq lists its product as uncharacterized. The transcript is spliced from 2 exons. Bases 1 to 375 code for a protein of 124 amino acids. The record is from RefSeq and is a predicted model, not a curated record. NCBI's taxonomy places the organism in Eukaryota, Fungi, Ascomycota, Sordariomycetes, Xylariales, Xylariaceae.
AUGGCAAAUAUUUUCUUACACUAUGCUCUGUUUGCAAGGAUCAAGUUAACAUUGUCGGUGUUCUUCCUGUUCGAGAACUCCAUCCUCAUAGCAGGGUCAGGCAUCAAUGCCGCAACGCAAUCAGGGCUGGCGGCUAUCUAUCAGCGGAAGCGGAAACGAAACCGAGACCGAAAGCGGAAGCGGAAGCGGAAGCGGAAGCGGAAGCGGAAGCGGAAGCGGAAGCGGAAACGGAAGCGGAAACGGAAGCGGAAACGGAAGCGGAAACGGAAGCGGAAACGGAAGCGGAAACGGAAACAGAAGCGAGAUCUAAAGCCAGAAACGACGGCAAUCAUGAUAGGACCUUAUGAAGAUUCAACUUCUGAAGUAAUUAGUUAG